UUCAACAUGUCCGCCGAAGAGAGCGUAGAAACAGACGAGGAUUAGUGGAACGUACGAACAAAAUGAGUGCAACUAGGCCUUUAAUUCGAAAUUCAGCCACAUUAAUUUUGGUGGCUAGAAAUAGCCAACUUAAGAGUCCCUUUGACUGGAGGGUCUUGUUACUGGAAAGAGCCGCUAAAAGUACAUUCAUGCCAAGCAUGUAUGUUUUCCCUGGUGGUGUAAUCGACAAAGCUGACUUUUCUAAUGACUGGAUGGAAUUAUUUAAACAGUCCUUCACCAAGUUUGGCACAAACUUCACACCCCUUGUCGACGUUCAAGGACCACGCCCACCCGUGGUGAAGAAAUCUGGAUCCACAGAUUUACCAAGUGAUAUCGCAUUACGAAUUUGUGCCAUCAGAGAGACAUUUGAGGAAUCUGGUAUUCUUUUAUUAAAGAGCUUCUCUUCUGAUAAACAAAACAGUCAUCUUGAAAAAGAUAGUAUUCAGAAUUGGAGGAAAGAAGUGCAUGCAGAUGCCUCCAUGUUUUUCACUAUGUGCAGGAAAUUUGAAUGUGUUCCUGAUGUGUGGGCCCUGAGUGAGUGGUCUAACUGGCUGACACCUGCUCAUUUACCCAGACGAUAUGACACAAUGUUUUAUAUCUCCUUUCUUGAUGAGGAGCCAUUGGCACUGCAUGAUGACACGGAGAUGACUCACUCAAAGUGGAUGAUUCCAGCUGAAGCUUCUGCAAAAUAUAGGGCACGAAAGAUCAAGAUUGGAUUCCCUCAAGCUUAUGAGCUGUUAAGGUUUUGCAGAUUUCCAAAGUGGGAGGACUUCCAAUCUUUUCAACGUAACCGCGCUUCAGAUGGAUGUGAACAAUGGCUUACUAUCAUAACACAGUGUGUUGAUGGCACUCUGGUUGUAUUUCCACACGAUGAUCUUUAUCCAUCUUUGCAUAAAAGAGUCAUGGAGGAACUGACUAAAACCUCCACAGGACAAAUUCCAAUUCUUAAUCAAUCAGAGACAUUACUGCAAUUAAACUCCAAGGGAACAAAUUUUAAUCGAAUGAGCCUUCAGUCUGGUCUUUCAUACAACGUGAUGAUUAAUGUGCAACUUCCCCAUGGACAGUGCUUACCAGUCGAUCUUGAAAGGAUUAAUGAACUUGCUGGAGACUCAGUUGAGUCACAUCUCUGAACACUUUGGACUUCUAGUCUCAAAAAGAUCGACCAGGGCAGUCAAAUUUUGAUAACGAGUACGGUGGGAUGAAAUGGCACUAUAAUUAAAGACUGCUUAAGGAAGCCAAAAAUUGAAUUUAACCAGAAAAUUUCACCGGAAAUCUUCGCGCAGAACCCUUUCAGGGUUCGUACACUUUUGACCUGUUAAAAUUCCAUGACUUUCCACGACUUUUUCAUGACCUUUUGAAAG
Molecule: messenger RNA, 1400 nt
Organism: Stylophora pistillata
Lineage: Eukaryota; Metazoa; Cnidaria; Anthozoa; Scleractinia; Pocilloporidae
Product: acyl-coenzyme A diphosphatase NUDT19
Cellular component (GO): mitochondrion
Molecular function (GO): hydrolase activity, acting on acid anhydrides, in phosphorus-containing anhydrides
Source: RefSeq, a predicted model, not a curated record